Molecule: messenger RNA, 1677 nt
Organism: Didymella exigua CBS 183.55
Lineage: Eukaryota; Fungi; Ascomycota; Dothideomycetes; Pleosporales; Didymellaceae
Exons: 2
Coding region: 1-1677 (558 amino acids)
Source: RefSeq, a predicted model, not a curated record
AUGCCCACACCGGCAGCGAUUACUGGUCUGGUUAUGGGUGCAGCCCUGGGUGCUGGCUUGUUGUGCUUAGGUGCCUAUACGGUGCACCGCUACAUGCAUUGGCGAUGUCAAGAGCUCGUUUACUUGUCUCAGCGCAACACCGUGAGGGUUGUCAAAAUCGAGGACCCUGAGCCAAGGAAGGAGAGUCGAAGAGCAAGGAACGACGAAGAGAAGGACAGGCAUGCAGCUCCAACAGAGCAGGUACUAUGGCAAUCGCAGCGCCGCCCAAACACAGGGAGAAUUCAAAAUUCGAUGGGUUUGCGAGGCGGCUUUAAGGACGACGGUCCAAGAAACGAGCUGGGUUGGGCAGGGGAAAGGCAAAUACAUCCCUACGUGCCAAUGCCAGCGCACAUGCAUGCGCAUCCUACGACUCACCAUUCAGCAAUCGGAUGGCAUCAAUUUGGAACCGCGUAUGAUCAGUUGUGGCAACUACCAGCAAUCUACCAGCAGCCAGCUCCUCAGGGCAGAUACUAUGCAUACAUUCCACCGCGUCCGAAGGUAGCCAUGGUACACGAGCAGCCACACUCUGGUGAGCCAGGACCAUAUAAUGGCUUUGCUGGCCAACCUGAGCUACAGCGAGCCCAGGGUAGAGUGGCCAAGCAAGCUGUGCGAGAAUCAGGGUCGCAGCGCAAAGUCUCCCCGAAAAUCAGGUCGAAUGUUGAGUCCGUCUCUUUCGAAGGUGACAGCGUGGUGAUACUCGAUGACUACUCUUGCCUCAUCGAAGGGGUAGUGCACCAGAAAAGAAAGAAGAAAAGCAGGGGAGACAAGAAGCGCAGAAUAAGGGAGCGUAGCAGCUCCUCUAGCACAGAAUUGGGGACCUGUUCGAGUAGUCAUUCUUUAACAUCCACAGAGGAUAUACCUCGAUACUGCAUCCCUGAUAGCAGGUCACGCCGCACGCGCCUCCCUCUGCAAGACUUUCCUCCUUACCCAGAGUGUCCUCAGCGCGCUGCAGGCGACGAUAAUCCAUACGCUCGACAGCCACCCCGUAGCGGACAGAGACGGGUACAAAAGGACGAAGAAGGCGUGCGAACGAAGUCGAGGUGGGACCCAAGUGCGGGUAGUCGACAAGCAGUGAUUCAUAGAUCAGCCCAGGAGCCCAGUAUGCGAGGUCGAGGAGCAGAUAGUGGAGUAGCUUUGAGAAGUGGUGAACUUGAAAGAACGAUUUCAGUACCAACUCGCGACAUUGCUAUCGAUCCUGCGUCGAGAAGAUUCAACAGCAAGAGCGGAGGUGUGCAUGAAGCAGGCGCAGGAAAAGCUCCAGACAACACGGGCAGAUUUACUGUGCGAACUGGUCCGCCAACAUCCGCGGUCCAAUAUACGAGAUUGAAGCGAGCCGCGGACAGUGUGGUACCACAGGAGGCAGUCAGAGAGUCAGGAUUAGGCAUAAUGCCUGUAGGGAGGACGGAGAAGAGCCGUCCAGAACCUGUCAUUAUAGUCACAGGACCUAUGCCAGAUGUUUCGCCAACGACGUCUGUGUUGAGAGCGGAGAGAGAUCACCUACAGGGUCCUUCAGCGCCUGUAUCUCCCAUCGAUUGUACUAGGACGCUGACUUGGGCUGGUACAAGAACCGGACGAGAUAGAGGAGGUUCCGUCAGCAGUGUGACUGAGGCUAGCUUUCAUAGAGACGACCGGAAGUAA